GGUAUUGACCGUUAAAGUGAAACGUGCUGUUUAACUUUUCUGGUAAAGAGUUCUCUCUGUGGAGAUAAUAUUACUUUAUUAUUACUAUCCAUGGAGAGAAGCUGGUGAGACAGGCUAAAUUACAGGUCAGAUCUGUGAAGUGACAUUAGAGGUUAUGGACUGACAUAAUUUUAUUCGAAAAAUUUGGCACUGCGACAGAACUAUGGGCAGCUUAACUGACAAAAUACGUUUUGUCAACGUUAUUUGCUUUUUAUUGACUCACAGGAAUUCAAAAACAUGUUAUUUAAGGAGAGAACGACUGUCUGACCUCAAAGUCUAUAACAAUGAUAAACGUUAGCUUAGCCUGCAUUGUCCCUGUUGUUUAGCUAACUGUUAACUGGUUUUCUGCUACUGUUUACUUGAUUUUGUUGUUUUUGAUGCCAGGUACAAACUAAAUAUUUAACAGAGUUGUAGACUUUUAUAUUUAUUAUUAAACUGUAGCAGCUUUUGGACAUUUUAGAUGUAUUUUGAGCUUUAUAAGGAGAAAAUGUCAUCAGUCAUUGAACUUUUGCCGCUCACUAAGAUUGUGACGUCAUCUGCCUAACGUCUAACAAUUUUACACCUGAUUUUUCUCGAUUUUAAUGAUAUUAUUUGAGGUAGAAUAAAAUCUAACCCAGCCUUAAAACUUAAAUUUGGUUCAAUUACAUUCAAACCACAAAUAAAUAUAUUUUUAAAGUAAGUUCAUCAAAUUAAAAGCACGUUCACUCUUAUUGUGAAAGGAGCAGCCGGAAAUUGUAUACGCAUGCGUGUAAUUUACUUGACCUCGGUUCGGUCCUGUCAAACUUCACUUGCGUUGUCUUUUCUCAUCGCUGUUUUGGCUUUUUUUAUCGAACCAUGGAGCGAAAGGUCGCCCGGGAAUUUAGACACAAGGUGGAGCUUCUGAUUGAGAAUGAAGCAGAGAAGGAUUACCUGUACGACGUCCUCCGCAUGUACCACCAGUCGAUGGAUUUGCCCGUCCUGGUGGGUGACCUGAAGCUGGUCAUAAAUGAACCAAAACGUCUGCCUUUGUUUGAUGCAAUCCGACCUCUCAUUCCCCUGAAACACCAAGUGGAGUACGACCUGCUCACCCCCAAGAGGUCGAGGAAGUUGAAAGAAGUGCGUUUAGACCGGAUGCACCGCGACGGUCUAGGCCUGAGUGUGAGGGGAGGACUGGAGUUUGGCUGUGGUCUUUAUGUUUCCCAGAUCGUAAAAGAUGGACAGGCCGCUAACGUUGGCCUUCAGGUUGGUGAUGAGAUUGUUCGCAUCAACGGUUACUCCAUCUCCUCUUGUAUCCAUGAAGAAGUCAUCAGCCUCAUCAAGACCAAGAAGAUCGUGUCACUUAAAGUCAGGCAUGUUGGCAUGAUUCCUGUGAAAAGCUCCUCAGACGAUCCUCUCAAGUGGCAGUUUGUGGAUCAGUUUGUCUCAGAAUCUGGGGAGAGGAAAAACAGUAUUGCAGGUCUAGCGUCUAUUGGAGGGAAGGAGAUCAAGGAGAAGAAGGUUUUCCUCAGUCUGGCGGGCACGAAGGGCAUGGGCAUUAGCAUCUCCAGUGGUCCCACCCAAAAGCCGGGCAUCUACAUCAGUAACGUCAAACCCGGGUCGCUGUCUGCAGAAGUUGGUCUUGAGAUUGGUGAUCAGAUUGUGGAGGUUAAUGGGGUCGACUUCACCAGUGCGGACCACAGAGAGGCUGUUAAAGUGUUGAAGAGCAGCAGAAGUCUGACCAUCACAGUUCUGACGGGGGCUGGCAGUGAGCUGUUCAUGACAGAUGAGGAGCGGCUGGCGGUGGAAGCCCGACGGGAGCUGGACCGACAGGAGCUGAUGCAUCAGAAAAAAGUGGCACUGGAGACCAACAAAAUUAUCAAAGAACAACAAGAGAAGGAGCGACAGAGGAAGAUGGAGAUAUCCCAGAAAAUGACAGAAGAAGAGGACCGUUAUAAAAGCGAAAUGGAUAAGAUUGAAGCUGUCGAGCGUAAACACAACAGAGACUGGGAGGAAGACUGGGGCAAACAAAACAGACCCAAAAGCCCCAGAAGUCCCUCCCCAGCACCGCCCCAGAUUAAGACCCCACCUCCAAAAGCUAAGGGUUCUCAGGAUGACGAAGAUGAACAAGUCUUUGAGAAGCACGGGGAGGAUUUUGACCCCUACUCAAUGUUCUCAGCGGAGCAGAUCGCCGGACGAGACGUGAGGCGACUGCGAAUUAAAAAGUCUGGACAGCUUGACCUUGCUCUGGAAGGAGGUGCAGACUCGCCUCUUGGAAAGCUGGUGGUGUCGGCCGUUUAUGAAGGAGGAGCAGCCGAUAAGAACGGUGGUAUUGUCCCCGGUGAUGAACUCAUGGCUGUGAAUGGGAAGAUACUGAUCGAUGCCUCAUUGACGGAGGGUCAGAACUCGCUGGCUCGAGCCUGGAAUAGCGGAGGGGACUGGAUCGACGUCGUGAUCGCCGUCUCCCCUCCGAAAGACUACGAAGACGAAGUCCCUAAGUCAGCAUCAGUCAGUCCCACUGUGAACACUAAGGUGCAAGGCAGUGCGUCUCUGUACAGGCACGGCUACCAGCUUCAGAACUAGCCCUGCUCUCGCCCCGGUAAUAGAUCUUGUCCUCACCGUCUCAAAGAAGAUGUUUGCUGUGGAAUUUGUUUUGCGUUGUCUGAACACAUGUGACAGUCUCAGUGUUUUGUAAUAUUCCACUUUAAACCUUUCACCAA
Messenger RNA from Periophthalmus magnuspinnatus, 2714 nucleotides. RefSeq names its product Usher syndrome 1C (gene ush1c). The coding region runs from base 874 to 2577 and encodes 567 amino acids. Gene Ontology annotation, biological process: inner ear receptor cell stereocilium organization; retinal cone cell development; inner ear morphogenesis. Gene Ontology annotation, cellular component: photoreceptor inner segment; stereocilium tip; cilium. Lineage: Eukaryota; Metazoa; Chordata; Actinopteri; Gobiiformes; Gobiidae. Gene Ontology annotation, molecular function: protein binding. The transcript is spliced from 20 exons. The record is from RefSeq and is a predicted model, not a curated record.